GAGUGUGUUAUAAGUGAUCGCUUUGAAGCGAGCGCUCAUUUUCGACGAAACAUAGUUUACAGUGGAGAUAUGGAAUUGACCUAUACUUUUACCAUUCUUUUGGUUCUUUCUAGUAUAGCGUAUACACACGGAAAGUGUAAAUUUGACGGUACAAUACACGAAAAGGAUGAAAUCUUUGAACAUCCUCAAGAUCACUGCAAAGUUUGCCAUUGUUGUGAAAAUGGAUCGUUCCACUGCGUAACGUGCCUAUAUAAAGAAUGUCCGAAGCCAAAUUGCGGCGUAUCGAUGCAACAAAAUACUACUGAUGGUUGUUGUCUAGAAUGCAAGCCUGAAUGCAACAGUGUCAGCUGCAGUACGUCAUCGCUGGAUUGUCCCGAGUCUAGAUAUGCGUAUCAACAUGACUCUUGUUGUCCUACAUGCGGCUGCAAUACGCGCGACACAAUAUGGCGGAUGGAUACAGUGCCUCAAGGUCCUUUUGGAUCAUGUGACAGAUGCACAUGCCACCAGAACGGCACUUAUACAUGCGAGGACGCCAAUUGUCCCGGACAAAAACUCGAAUGUGUUAAUCCUAGGGCUAAGGAGAAUGGCAGCAACUGUGACUUUGAAUGUCCUGAUGGUUAUACAUGCAGAAGGACCAAUGUCUUACUGAAGCAAAACGAGUGGACGAAAAUUUCAUUUCUAUACUGCACUUGCUUUCAAGACCAGUGGUACCCGAGAGGAGCUUGUUUUGAUCCAAGGUGGAGAGGCGAAUUAAUCGAUGAUGCAAUAGCAAACAAAUGUAUGGCUGAUUUCUCAUAUGACAAUGUAACAUUAGUACCAAAAAGACGGAUUGAUUAUAGUAGGUAUUUUGCUUUAUAAGCAAUAACUCUCGCCAGCAGUAACAGUCACCCAGAUUAAGAUGACGACAUAUGAAAAAAGACAGGAAGCUUAAAAUAUAUGUAUAAAAGUGUACACAUCUCUCUUUUUCUUCGCAAAUAAUAUUUGUACCGAAAGGCAUAUCGCCCAGAAUAACCAAUAAUACCAAAUUGAA
Mercenaria mercenaria is the source of this 1030-nucleotide messenger RNA. RefSeq names its product kielin/chordin-like protein. Bases 70 to 858 code for a protein of 262 amino acids. The record is from RefSeq and is a predicted model, not a curated record. Lineage: Eukaryota; Metazoa; Mollusca; Bivalvia; Venerida; Veneridae. The transcript is spliced from 4 exons.